CUUGUAUUUUCUCAUUAGGUCCAUCUGUGAGAUAGGAAAGUGCCCAGCAUGUAUCAGCAACUACUUCAUUGUCAUCAUAGUUAAUCAGGUAAGCCAAGGCUGGCAAGAGCUGAAUAUGAAGAAUAAUAAUAUGCAGUUCAAUUAGAAAAAUAUAAUAAUAUAUUGCAUCAAGAGUGAUGAAAUUAAAUUAGAAUAAUUGUUUGGAACUUUUGGUAUCAAAUUUUUUUGACUGACCUGUUGAACAGCAGCAAAUGGUGGAGGUGGAUUCUUGUUUCGACAAAGAUUUGAUACAGUCCAUGUGAUAUUUCGCAGAUAUGAUGCCUGCCAAAAGGUUAAAAAUAAUAAUUGCAUCGUGACAACUAUCAGUUAAUUAACUGAAACUCUCUGAAAAACUAAUUGAGAAAUUCUAACUCAACUAUUACCUGCAAAGCAGGUUUCUGCAUUAAUUCUAGUAAUUUUUGCACAACACAGUAUUCUGGCGUCAAUACUUUGUCUCGUAAUUUUGGUCCAUCACCUAAUAAUUAUAAAAAAAUAAUUUUAGAUUAUGAUCUGUAUUUGGUAGUCAGAGCUAAAUGAUAGCAAUGCCAAAUAAAAAGUAUGUUUGCCUCACACACCUGCAAUGUUGCCAAUGGCCCAAACUGCCUGUUCUCUUACUUUUUCAUUGGGUGAAGACAAUAGUUGGAUGAAAUAUGGUAGAGCACCUUUAAGACAGUUGGAAUAUAUUAUGUUACAUUAAUACAAAAUAAGGAAACACUCUCUUGAACAUGUGCAACUGUUGUGACACUAUAACUGUAGUAAGCUUACCAGCAUUUAUAACUAUCCAUGUUUGGUCAGAUGUUCCAGAAGCGAUGUUUGUCAAUGCCCACGCUGCUUCAAACUGUAUAUCAGAUCUGAUCAGGAUGAAAGAAAUGCACAAUUUUUCUAACAAAGAAUUUAUUUGACACAGAUUGUUUAUAAACAAAUAUAAGGUUGUCAAAAACUUACACAUUUGUCUUCAAGCAUUCAACUAGUUUUGGGACAAGACCAGCUCUGAAAAGAGAUACGAAUUGAACUCAAAACAGUUGCAAGUGCAGGGAUAAAACUUGGUAAAGAAUAAUAUGUUGCGAAUAAUAUAUUUUGUAAUCAGUACAUACUGUAUAACGUCAUUUAUUGGAGGAUUUUUUUCUCUCGACAACAUUUUCCUGUUAAAAUUUUAAAUUAUAAUUUGUCAAUCGUGUUUCCCUGUUCCCAGUAAUUGAACUACAUGCAUGCAUAAAAUGCAAAAUGUAGAAAAUGCAAAACAGCAACCAUUAUACGAUUACCAUAUACAUUAUACCUCGAUGCUUGCACGGCGGCAAAAAUUUGAUCCUGUGUACUGUCUGCUGAUAACAGGAUUUGAUAGAUUUGUGCAGGUGACAGUGACAGGGAAUUAUUUGCUGAAUUUUCUUGUAAUGGUUCCACAUUGGAUACAUUCCUUCGUUUCAAAAUUUGAUCAUCACGCUUAGACUAGAGUAUAUGGAUAUGGUUAUUAUUAAUACAGCAACUGUGCUGGCCUUUGCCAAAACUAGAAUUACACCUAGAUGCAUUUCCAAAUUAGCCUAGACCAUUACGGGAUUUUUACCCUAAUUGUGAGAUCAGAUUGAUUUUUCAUUGGUUAACACCAACGUUUGGCACCUUCUAUAGUUACUAUUCUCCAUACUCUUGUUCAAUGUAUUUAUCCAUGUAUGUUGUGUACAAUAUUGUCAAGUUAACUAUGUGCCAAAUUAAAGUGGUUUUAAAAAAUAAAUAAAUUAUUAAGGGGGGGUGGCAAUAUUUUGAAUGGUUAGCACUAUUUUCCAUCCAGCAAACUGCCUUAUCGAAUUUCUAAAGUUGUUUCUUUUUGGAUUUUUUUAUUAAUUCGGUUAGGGUUAAGAGCUAGGGUUGCAGUUAGGGUUAGAGUAGGGGUAGGAUUUGGGUUAGUUACAUAGCCAUUUAACACCUCUCCAUUAUCCGAAAAUGACGUCAGGUCAAUUUGCUGGAUGGAAAAUAGUGCUAACAUUUUGAAUGUACACAUUUUAUAUUAUUUCGUUAAAAAUAACACUACUUUGAGCAAAUAAUUGAGCAAGCCGUUGCUUAAGUAUAAAAAGUUGAGAAAGGAAAAGCAAUAGACUGACAUGAAUGAGACUCGAACCUGCGACCAUUAUUUCGCCGUUCACAGCUCUGACUACUGAGAUAAACUUCAUUAAUUAAUUUUACGAUGAUUUAUGUAUUGACAUACCUUUCUUAGUUCGAUUGUGACUUCGUUUCGUCUUCUUCUGCACUCCUAAAGGAAGAAAAGACAAUUUCUGUUGGCAAUAUACACAAGAAAGCAAUACCAGUAUUGGGAUUCAGAGACAAAUUUUGAAAUUAAAGUCAAAAUGUUUUGAGCAGUAAAGGCGCAAUCUCUCGACUCACAUCGUCUUUUCCCAUAUUUUUAAAGUUCCUUAAGCGAUUAUGAGUAUUUUCUUUUCCAACAACAGGCAUUUUGAUAUAUUUUUUAAACAAAAACUGUACAAAUUUAUCACACAAAGUUCAGCAACGAACGGAAACAACACGAGGCUUGUUCUGUGAGUUGGCAAAAAGUGCUUCAAUUUAACGUUCGUUCCAAAUCCAUAAAGAUCCAUCUUGAUUGGUUGAGCUACAUUUUAGCCAAUCAAAUUUCAAUAUGUUUCAACGGUUUAUCUAACGAAAGUAUUUCAUUGGUUGGUUUAAUUUUAAAUCCCUGCGGACAUCAAUACUGCUGUCUCAGCUCACUUCCCCUUGGAUACGAAAACAACUUCUGUAUAGAAACCAAGAUGGCGGGAGUGAGUGCGAAAAUAUUCACAUGUUUUAUUAAAUUGAUUUUUUAAAGACAUAGGAUGUCUAAAGGAAAGCGGACAAAAAGUGGUUCUGCUCAUGAUAUUAAUAAGUGGGAAAAUGGCUUAGUUCAAGCAGUAGUUAACGAGGUAAAUAGCUUGAAAAUAUAAAUUAAAUUGUGGCAUAAAAUGAACUUGUUAAUUUUUGUACAAGAAAGUAAUGUUUGAAACAAGUAAUAAUUUUGUACAAGAAAGUAAUGUUUGGCGUAAUAAUAGUUCUUACUGUAUAAACUUUCAAUAGUUCUAUUUAUGUACAUUUUAAAAUUUAUUUUCAAAAGGAUGCAUGGAAAACAUGCGUGUUUUUUCUCAUAUCAAACAAACCUGAAGACAAUGUUUUGAUCAACAUUUCAUCUGAAGUAAUUUCCACUGGCUUAAGAAAGUUGUUCAGUAUCAUUUCAAAAGAACAACUCUUAAAAGAGGUAUGUUUAAGAUGUAAAGGAAUUUGGUAGGAAGUUGGUAUGAUGUAUGGUAUUUUGUGUGGUAUGGUAAGGUCAAGGUGUAAAAAUAUAUGGUAAAUAGUGUAGUUGAGACUGGUGUGAAUGAAAAUAACAUAUUAUGGUUUAGGUGAAAGACUUUGCAAAGGCAAUAGGAAGUGGCGGAGGUAAAGGGAAGCCAGCAGUAAAACUGCCAGAAUUUGUAGAAAUCUGUGAACAAGUGAAACCAUUCAUAGACCAAGGAGAGGACAUUCCACCCAGCUUACUUGCAAAACUUCUCAAGUUUAAACUGCUGCUGUUGAAAACCAAGGACAUUGAGAGACUUGAGGAAGCAAAGAAGGUGAUUUCAGUUUCAUGGCUUGGCAUUUUUUUGUGGUUGUAUAUUAAUUCUGUUAGUCGAAGUUCUGAAAUGCACACCCCUGAAAGUGUCGCAUCCCACUAUAACCACCACCUAACAAAACAAAAAGACAAUCCUUUAAAUAUUAAGUAAUUGCCAGAAAUUUUCCCAACAUAGGAAAAGGCAAAAUCAGCAAGUGGAAAGAAGGGAGAUAAGAGAGCAGAGAGUCCAGGAAAGAGAUCUAAAUCUCCAAAGAAGAAGGGAAAGAAAGGUGAAGCAGAGCGACCUCCAUCACCAAAGAAGGACACAAAACUUAAGAGACGAGGGGAAGUAGAGGACACUUUUAAAACUAUAGGUUAG
Messenger RNA from Paramuricea clavata, 3983 nucleotides. NCBI's taxonomy places the organism in Eukaryota, Metazoa, Cnidaria, Anthozoa, Malacalcyonacea, Plexauridae. The record is from the annotation of a GenBank genome assembly.